AGUGGAAAAAUGUGUGAAAAUGCCAAUUGAUAAAAUUCAGUUUGUGACUUUUCUAUGUCUGUGUCUGUGCGCCUCUCUGCCAUGGAUAAGGGCAAGCGGGGAACGCGACCGAGCGCUGCUCCAUGGCAGCGACGAUGGCACCCUGCUCUUUGAGGCGGCCCCAGACCAGAACAUAACCUUCCGCCUCAUGGGCGAGGCAGCCACGCUGCUACUGAACGACGUGGACAUUGUAGCGGUAUUGGAGCGACGUCGGCGUGCGCAGGCAUCAGCGGCAAGACAGGAGCCCCUGUCUCUGGACGCGCUCAAGGAACAGUUCCGCAACGUGCAGCGGGAUCUGACGCGCUUGGGCAGAUGGCUGACCAAAACCCAGAAUAACACACGUCGAUCCGGGCCUACGCAGCGAGUGCUACGCCGCGACUUACAGCGUGUCCAGACAAUGGCGAACACCCUGACAACCCUCGAGAGCAAUCUGCUGAAGAAUGACUGCGAGUCAAAUCCAUGCAAGAACGGCGGCACCUGCUACGACGCCUACAAUGCCUUCUACUGCACCUGCGCUGACGGCUGGCAAGGUGCCACGUGCGAGGAUGAUGUGAACGAGUGCUUUAAGUUUGCCGGCACGGAUUUGGCUGUGUGCCAGAACGACGCGCAGUGCAUCAAUACGCCGGGCAGCUAUAGCUGCGUCUGCCGCAAUGGCUUCUCGGGAGCCCACUGCCGCCUGCGCCAACACGUCUGCCUGAGCGAUCAGUCGGCGGAGCUGUGCGGCAGCCAUGGCACCUGCCUGUCGGCCAACACUGCGGCUGGUUAUGUGUGCAUCUGCGAGCCGGGCUGGACCUGGGCGGAUACGAAUGUGAGCAGCGCCAGCGCCAGUCCCUGUACACGUGAUGUGAAUGAAUGUGCGCCAGACGUGAAUCCCUGCCAUGAUGUGUGCAUCAACUUGCCGGGCAGCUUUCGCUGCGGCGCCUGUCCGCCGGGCUACACAGGCGAUGGCCGGCACUGCCGAGAUCUUAACGAGUGCGAGGACGGCAACAAUGGGGGCUGCAGUCAGCGACCGUUGGUCAACUGCAUCAAUACGGAGGGCUCUUACCGAUGCGGCCGCUGUCCGCCGGGCUGGACGGGCGAUGGCCGAGUCUGCAGCGAGGCCAAGUCCAACUCGUGCAACGGCGAGUCCAUUUGCCAUCCACGUGCCGAGUGUGAGUAUAUUUCCGGCACAGUCGUAUGCAGCUGCCCGGCCGGAUUCUUUGGGCACGGCUAUGGCGCCGAUGGCUGCACCGAGGACUCCAGCCGGAGGCCCUGCGACGAUCAUCGCUGCCAGAACAAUGGCACGUGCGUACUCAGUGGGCGCGGCACCAGCUGCAUCUGCCAGCCGGGCUACACAGGCGCCCUCUGCGCCGAGGCCGAUGCCUGCCAUCCGAAUCCUUGCCAGAACAACGGCGUCUGCCAUCUACUGCCCGGCAAUAAGCAUCAAUGCGUCUGCCCCGCCGGCUUCACGGGCAGCAGUUGCUCCCACGUGCGCAGCUACUGUGGCAUCGUCCUGCGCGAGGAGGCGGGCAGCCUGCAGUUUCCUCCUAGCAGCAGUAGCAGCAGCAGCAGCAGCAGCGCAGCUGGCCCUGGCUAUCAGCCCAACGAGCGCUGCGCCUUCAUCAUACGCACUAGACCCGGCCUGGUGCUGAACGUGACCUUUGGCUUGUUCGAUCUGCAGCAGACGCCAGCUGACUGCAGCGCCGACUUUCUGCAGCUGCACGAUGGCAGCUCACUGACCGCCCGACAAAUCGGACGCUUCUGUGGCACUAAGCUGCCGUUGGGCGACGGCAGGGUGGUGACCACCCAGGAGCAGCUGUUCCUCUGGUUCCGCUCGGACAAUGAGACGCAGGCGCGAGGCUUUAAUCUCACCUGGCACUCACAGCCGUUCAUGUGCGGCGAGACCUUACGGCUGGCCCUGGGGGACAGCGGAGUCCUGCGCUCACCCAGCUAUCCGGGUAAAGCGCGCUCCGGUCUCGACUGCCGUUGGCUCCUGAGCGCACCAUAUGGCAAUCGGCUGAUCUUGCGCUUCUAUGAAAUCACAUUGGGCAACGGCCGGGACAACGGAGAGUGGACGACCAACUGCAGCAAUGGGGACUCACUUGGGGUCUGGGAGUCAGAUCGGCUGCUCCACAUGGCCUGCCAGUCGGAGCAGCCGGCGCCCCUGCACAGCUCGUCGAAUCAGCUGCGCAUUGUAUUUCACACGGAUAGAAAUCGCGCGGACAGCUUGUUCCAGCUGCACUACGAGGUGGUGCCGGGUCAUCCGGGCUGCGGUGGCGUCUUCAACGAGCCGACCGGCAUCGUCAGUGGUCAUAUGAAUGCCAAGCUCUGUUUGUAUCUCAUCGAACAGCCGUAUGGAACGCAGAUUGAGCUUACAUUCCUCCGGGUCAAACUAUUGCACGACUGCUCCCUCCAGCAGCUGGAGAUCUUUGACGGGCGGACAGACGAGGAGCCACUGUUGCGGCGCUACUGUGGAGAGCCAGAAGACAGUGAACUGCUGCCGGUGACGUCUAAGAGCAAUGUUAUCCUACUGCGCUACGAGUACGCUUUGGCGGGCCUUGAGUUGACCAAAAGCUUUGAGCUGCGCUACAAGAGAGUUUGCAGUGGCGUGUAUUUUGAUACAGAUGUGGCAGGCGGUGUUAUAGCUACACCCAACUAUCCGAAUAACUAUUUGGAGCAACUCGACUGCACUUACCACAUACGUGGGCAGACGGGCUACCUCUUGCGUCUUAAUAUCACGGAUCUAUCGCUUAGCGAAUCACAAGACGAGGAUCAGUUCAGUUAUCUAGAUGUCUAUCUGUCCCGGAAUGAGAGUGCGAAGCAACGUUUUGUAAAAAAUCUGACCAACCUCCUGAUAGUCUCAGAGGACAACCAAGCUCGCCUGGUCUUUCACGGUGCCAGCAAUCCGCAACGAGCUCGAGGCCUUCGCUUUCAAUAUUCCUUUAUUCCAACAGCAUGUGGUGGAGUAAUGAUAAGGGAAGUUCCUGAGACCUAUCAAGGAGACGACUACUGCCAGUGGAUUAUUGAGGAGCCAGGGCAAAAACAUCUUAUGAUUUCUCUGCAAAGCUUUUUCAACCAAAUUGUGAACGUUCAUAUAUAUGAUAAUAGCACAGGCUCGGAAGGCAGACUCUUAAACAGUUACAAUCUCCACGUAUCAAACUCACAAAGUAUUGAUGAAUACUUUAACUCGAAUCUGGUAACAGUGAAUGUUGCAGGUGUAUCAUCUACCUUGUACUUUCUCUACAUCAGAUAUGAGAUGGCCAGCCAAGAUUGUGUUAUCAACUCGACAGCUCGCUUCGGAACCAUUCAAUCCCCGAACUGGCCUUUAAAGUAUGCCUCUAACUCAUACUGCACUUGGCUAAUCAAGGCACCGCUCGGGCAACGCAUUGAGCUGAUGGUCCACAACUUUACGUUGGAAUCCACGGCAGAAAGGUGCGCCGAUGACUAUCUGGAGAUAAGAAAUGGCGAUCAAAGUACGUCUCCGUUAAUCGGUCUCUACUGUGGCAACCGGAUUCCGCCGCGUAUACCUUCCUUUGGCAAUGCGUUGUGGGUGCGCUUUUGCUCGGACUCCUUUGUGGAGGAGGCCGGCUUCCGCAUCACUUGGCAGCACAUGGCCACGGGCUGUGGCGGCAAACUCAACUCGCCGACGGGUGCCAUCCACUCGCCCCACAGCAUAGAGGGCAACCGCGGAGCGCUGGCCUGCGACUGGCAGAUCACUGUGGCUCAGGGCUCCACUGUGCAGCUGACUCUGCAGAGCCGGGACCCAGGUCUAUGCAAUGGUCAGUUGGCUAUUUUCGAUGGGCCCAACAUCCGUAGCAAGCCUAUGUCCUGGAACUGCAGCAGUGAGGGUCAACGGCUGCUAUUGAGCUCCAGCAGCAAUCACGUCCUGGUGCGCUAUAACGUGGAAAAGGAGUCGCCGGAGGGCGUUGACUUUGUCUUGGACUACUCAACGAACUGUCGGGUGCGACUGGAGGAACUGCAAGGCGCCAUCGAAACACCCAAUUUUCCGGACAAGUAUCCGGCCAACGCGAACUGUGAGUGGGACAUACGGGCCGGGGCUAGAAGCAAUCACAUCCAGUUGGCAUUCUCCCACUUGGCCGUCGAGCAACUGGGUCCAAGCAGCUGUGAUUUCGACUAUGUGCUGCUGGGCGACUACCGCGAAGAACAGCUGAUCAGCGAGCGACGCCUGUGCCACGCCAAGGACUUUGACUUCACUAGCGUGGGCAACCGAGUCCUGCUUAGGUUCAGCAGCGACAACUCAAUGGAGGCGCAGGGCUUUCGUGCUGAGUAUAAGCGUCUAGGCUGCGGCGAUGCGCUUCAGGGAACGGCCGGCUCCUUCGAAACGCCCAAUGCACCCUAUAGCGUAGAUGUGGACUGCGAGUGGGUGAUCACUGUGCCCGAGGGCAAUCAAAUUCGUCUGCUCCUCAGGGAGGUGCACAUUGAGACGUCGCAGCGCGAUUGCAGCGAGGACAAUCUGUCCGUUCUCUCCGACAGCGAUUCAUCCCACCUCCUCUACAGCACCUGCCACGUGGAGUCCACCGUCCAGACGCUCAUUUCGCCAGCCAACGAGAUGCGAGUGCGCUUCCAUAGCGGACCCCAACGCACCCGCAAAUACAUGAAAGCCAGCUAUGUCAUGUUCAAAGCUGCCUGCGGCGGCUAUGUGAGCGCAUCCAAUGGGAUUAUAACCUCACCCGGCUUCUAUGAGCCGGGCAACGACAUCUACGACAAGGACUUGGAAUGCGUGUGGAGUAUUGAGGUAGCCGAUUCCUAUGGCUUCUUAUUGAUGUUUGACACCUUCAACUUGACCGGUACGCCCGAUUGUAGAGUUGCCAGUUUGGAACUGUCGCACUUGAGCGACGACAAUAGGAGCGAACAGCUGAUCAAGCGGGUCUGUGGCGAAACGUUUCCCAGCAUAAAGCUGGUUCAAAAUCAUUUGCGAUUGCGCCUCAAGGUAACCGAAGGUUUUUGGGCCAGAUUCUCGAUGCGCUUCGAGCAGGUUUGCGGCGGAGCGCGGACAGACAGCGAGGGCUAUCUGCGAUCGCGUCUGGAUGAGAUAUGUUACUGGAACAUUUCGGCGCCAGAGGGCACCAAGGUCACUCUCAACAUCCACCAACUAGAGUGCCAGCGCUGCGCCGCAUCGGCUGGCAACUGCACGACAGGUCUGCGCCUACUGAAUGCCCUAGACGAGGUGGUCUACUACGAUCUCUGUGAGGAGCAUCCGAUGCAGCUUUUGCUGCCAACCAACAGUCUGAUGAUCCAGACGAGUGGCGUAGCCCUUGUGGCGUACUACUCAACCGUAGAGAGUUCCUGCGGCGGCAAUAUUACGUCUGUACGUGGCACCCUCACCUCACCCGGCUAUCCGAACAGCUAUCCGGCGAAUGUGGAGUGCGUCUGGCAACUUGAAACGCGUGAGGGCAAUGCCGUAGAGCUGAGAUUCGAGGCAAUGGACAUUGUCAAAUCGGAGCAUUGCAAUACGGACUUCCUGGAGCUGCGAGCCGGUCUCAAGGGUCCUCUGAUUGGCCUUUACUGCGACAACGAGCUGCCCGCCGAGCCGCUUUUAGUCAACUCCACGCUGUGGAUCAAGUUUCGCAGUCAGGCGGCCAGCACCGCCAGUGGCUUUAAGCUGCGCUGGAGCUAUGUACAUGACAACGAAUUGACGGAAGGCACUAAUGGCACCAUUGAAUCGCCCUCAAAGGUCUCCAUACAAAGUGACGAUCAACCCUACAGCUGGCGCAUCAUUGCAGAUCGCGAGCGUGUGGUUACUUUGAGUUUCAGGGAAUACAACACCGGGCUCCUGCUAUUCGAUGGCUAUGAUGACACAGCGCUGCCUGUUAGCAUACCGGCCUCGCCCUGGCAGUUCACGUCGAGCAGCAAUGUGAUCUACCUGAAGACUGUAAAUAAGGACUUCGAUCAUUUCCGGGUGCAGUGGCGCGUACUUCGCAGCGAGGAGGUCAAGUCAAAUAUGACUUUGAAGAGUGAAGUGUGCAAUAGGGUAUAUACUUUGGAUAAUGGGAUGGUUAGACUCAAUUCGCCCGGUUAUCCCGGCUACAAGCCGAACCUGAACUGUGAGUGGACCUUCGUGCCAAAGGACCCAUCGAAGCACGCGUACGUGGAUAUCUUUGAAGCUAGGCUGGAGGUCACAAUUGAAUGCCAAAUGGAUUACCUGAGCGUACAGACCUCGAGCAAUAUGAUCGACUGGCCGGAACAGUUGCGCAUCUGCAAUAGCAGCGCGUAUGAUGGAAAACGGAUAAGCCGUGUGCACGGCACUCCGAAUCUCAGGCUACAAUUCGUCACAGACGCCACGAUUAAUGGCACCGGCUUCAGGUCCAUUGUGAACACAGAAUGCGGCUCCAACAUGACCGGACCCGUGGGCACCAUCCUGAAUUCGUAUGCGCAAAGGCUUCAGAGCUUCAAUGAACUCGGCUGUGAGUGGCACAUUGAAGUGCGUCGAGGUCGAGUGAUUGAGAUCACGAUUGAAUACAAUGAAACUGCACGGAAUACCAGCUGCUCGCACUACGGUAUUAUCUACGAUGGCCUGGACGCGUACGCCCAACCACUGGCGCCGGGCAAGUUCUGCAACCAGUUGGGCUAUAAUACGGUGCGCAGCUACCGGACCAGCGGACAGCAUGCGUACAUUCGAUACGUUUAUCCCUCGACAAAACUCAACUUCCAGCCGGUGCAGAGCAGCUGGAAUCUGACGUAUCGCGAGUUCAGUGAAUGUGAUGCAGAGGUUCGUCUCACCCACCUGGCAAGCAGCUAUAACAUCAGCUCUCCCGGCUACCCCUAUUAUCCGCAUCCGCACUCCGACUGUACCUGGGUGGUUGUCGCACCGCCUGGUGAGACCAUUGCAGCCACUUUCGUUGACCGCUUCGCCCUGAGCCAGCGCAAUUGUGACAAGGAGUUCGUUGAGCUCUACGAUGGCAGCACAACUCUGGCUCGCCGACUGCUACGCACCUGCCGAAGUACAGGCACCAUAUACAGCUCCAGCAAUCUCCUGCUGGUGCACUAUCAGACGCAGCUGAACGAACCACACGGUGGCUUCCGGCUGAACGUUUCUCUUAGCAGGUGCGGCGGGCAGUUCACCGCACGGAGCGGCAUCAUCCAGUCGGAGCACUAUCCCGCACUAGGCGGUUAUCCGAAGCCAGCGGUCUGCGAGUACAGCAUCCUGUCAACGGCGAAUACACACAUUCAAUUGAACUUUACUGAUCUCCAUUUGCCCUUCGCGGCGUCAUCAGAUGCUGAGGCGCUCGAUCGCAUUGAAAUUCUGGAUACAAACGAUGAGCGGGGCAUCAUCAUGACACUAUUUGGCAAUAGGAGCGCUCCCAUGCCAAUUACCUUGACCACAAAUCAGGUGGUACUGCGCUUUGUCACGAAGCAGCUGGAUAACAAGUAUCGGGGCUUCAAGCUGGAAUAUCAAUCUCUAUUUGGGUCCUGCCAUCGGACAGUGAACGCAGCGAGUGGAGAACUGGAACUGAAGAAGUCUGAGCCCACCAAGUACUUACGGUUUUGCACAUGGCGUAUUACGGUGCCUAAGGGUCAACGGGUACGUCUCGAGCUAUUCAAUCUGGAUGCAUUCAGGUCCUUGAAUUCAACUUCCCAACUGAUUUUUAGGACCUCGUUUAGGUUUUACAACGAUCCCAUCUUGUUGUCCAGGAUAACAGCGUUUAUUCCACAAAAUUACAGCUGGGAUGGCGUUGUUAGCUCCACAGACAAUUUCAUGCUAGUUCGCAUCAUGAUCUCGGCUCAGCCGGUUACACUACGUGCGCGCUUCACCUCGACUGAAGCCUCGCCAUGUCCGGACGACAUUGGCAGCCGGCCAAGUGGAACAAUAUCCAACGAAGGUCUGGAGCAUCUGCCCACGUAUUACUGCACGAUUAACUUUGUCAGCAGUCCCGGUGUAACGACUAGCUUUACAGUGCUGGAGUAUCGCAGUAGAAGCCAGCGGCAAAGUGUUCUCCUGAAUGAUGAUGUCGUUUACAAGAAGAUGAGCUUGAUCACAGCGAAUGCCACCUAUUCGCUGGCCACCACAGCCGGCCACUUGACGCUGAUGAGGCAGACGAACAGCGAUAGUACACAUUUCCGGGCCACUUACCGUCGUUACGCAUGCGGUGGACACGUGGAGUUGGCUGAGGGCACCGUCAUUGAACUACCCCAACUGGUUGAGCACUUUGGGCAGCUGGAGUGCGCGUGGACACUGAUUAAACCCAUCGGAUUCGAGGUGAACGGCAACUUGAGCCUCAGCGAUAGCUGUGAUCGCGAAUAUCUGAUGAUAUCUGAUCAGAAAGUCUGCGGUAGUGCAUCGAAACUGAACACCACACUGUUGAAUUCGCUAGAGAUCAGGCUUCUCUACCAUGCGACGGAGUAUCGUGCCGAAAGCACUCCGUUCCGACUGCAGACCAGCAAGCCCGAGUCCCUUGGAGGCUGGGGAAAUAUAAUAAUCGUCGGGCGACAGCCAACACCGCCUAUCAAAAUAGACGCCCAGAACUAUAGAAACAACAUUGAGCUCAGCUGGGAGUUCCGAGCACUGGGAAAGCUGUCACUGCAGCUGGAAUUUCAAGGAAGAUUUUUCAUUGAAAUGUCGCCCAACUGCAGUCACGAUAGCCUGGAGGUGCUUCAAUUCCAGCAAGGCAUGUGGCAGCCCCUGGCCAAGUACUGCGGCCGCCAGAUGCCCGAUCCGCUCUUUAUUUCGGCCAGCAGAAUGCGAGUUGUUUUUCGCACCGACGAUCAGAUCACAGCCGACGGCUUCACCUUUGUCGUCUCGCCCAGCUGUGACACUAAGCUGGUAGCCAGCACAGAGCUGCAAACGCUGAUCUUCCUAAGGCUGGCCCGCCUGGCGGACAGGGAGUGCAGCAUUGAGAUUACCACAGAUACCAAGCAUCAGCUGCUGGUCAGUGUGGCUAGCAGAUCCAGAACGCGCCUCUCCUCACAACUCUGUCGCCUAGCUGGCUUUAUGGCCUAUCGGCUAGAUGGCGAGCACGAGGAGGAGCAGUCGCUGGGCAGGCAAUGCCCCACUUUCGAGGUGACCGGCUACAAGAGAAUACGCAUUGUGUACACGCCCCAGCUGAUGACAAGUAUCACCUGGGAGCUACAGUAUCAGCUGCUCGAAUGUGGCGGCGAUUACCGGGCGCCCUUUACGCUGCGUCCGCCAGUCGGCAUCGCGAACGGGAGGAGCUGUGAGUGGCAUGUGAUGGCGCCACCACAGCACGCGAUUCUCAUGCGUUUCAAGUACUUCGACAUUGAUAGCAGCCAACUCUGCCAACUGGGCCAUCUGAGCAUCUAUCGGGGUAAUGCGGUGAGUGAAGAGCAGCGUCUCGACCGCCUCUGCGGCAAUCUAACCAGUCCCAGCAUUAUGGUGGACAGCAACCAGGCAACCAUUGUGUACAAAUUGUCUGAAUACCAAGAGCAAAGCGGCAGGGGCUUCUUGGCAAGCGUUCACUUCACCCCCGAUUGCAAUGAGCGCCUGGCGUUAAGCGAGGGUAACACACGGAUGAGUCUGGUGCGGCACUACCAACUGAAUGCUACCAAUAGCACCGAAGACCUGCAGUGCUUCUUCCGGGCCAGUGCAGCGCCCGGCUACCGGCUUUCAGUGUGGCUCAAGCAGUUGCAGCUGAACGCGAAUCGCUGCCAAAGGGAGAGCUGCAACACGCUGGAGGUGAUCGACGGCUUUGAUAGGGGCAGCACCAGCAUGGGCAUCUACUCUGCCGUCGACGGCAAUGGCACCAAGCUCUUCAGCUCGACCCCGGAUUUGCUGAUUAAGCUGAGUGGAACUGUGGCUCAACCGAAUGGAAUUGGCUUCGAGCUAAUUCUGCAAAUGGAGGCCACUGUCUGCGGUCAGUUGCAGUACAAUCUGCUCGGGAAUGAGGUGAUGAAUAUUCGCAUGAGCAACGUGAACCAAACCAGCUUGGGAGGCAGCAUCCACUGCAUAUGGGACUUCAAGGCGAAUGCUCCGUUUGAGCUUCACCUAAAAUCAGUUCAGCUCCAGGAUGUCGCCCAGUCGACAGGCAAAUGCAUCGAUUACCUGCUCCUUUCUAUGCAAAGUGACGGGAAUCAGUAUUUUUGCGGCCAGUUUCGUAAUACUGUUGUGGAUAUUGCCAAUGGAACCAGGUUCAAACUGAUAUUCCACAGCAGCAGACAAGGAGUAGUGGACUUAAUUGAUAUUUCACUUCAGCAAAAAGCGAAUUGCAAUCGCACUUACAACGCCCUAAGCGGCAUGAUUUAUUAUUAUACGAAUAAUAAAUUGGAGAUAGGCAAUUGCACGAACUAUAUACGAGUACCAGAUAAGUAUUUCUUGACAUUCGAAAUAAUGUACAUCACACUUGAUCUAGGAUCAAACACCUCCUCCUUCAAUUUGACGGAUCUUCAGACAAAUCGUGUCAUCUAUAAUGUCACACACGGUGAAUAUGGUACAUUCUUAUCCGUUCGUAGCACAGCAAAUGCCAUUCGUCUGUCGGGUUCGGGCGUAAGGUUCUUACAGCUGGCAUAUUACUCAACCAAUAACAAGUCUCCCCCGGGCUGUGGAGGUGAGCUUAAUGGGGUAGAAGGUACAAUCUCGAAUCCGGACUACGAUAAUCGGAACUAUUCGGACUGCAGCUGGCGUAUAUCUGCGCCAGGGGGUAAAACGCUACAAUUUAGUUUCAGAAUGUUUGAUAUGGGCUCCCAUUCCAACUGUCAACUGGAUAAUAUAAAGGUUUACGAAGUCUUGCCCGACUUUAGCGAGAAGCUGCAUUACACUUUCUGUGGCCAAGAGGAGCCGGAAGCAUUCUUGGUGAAGUUCAAUCAAAUUAGAAUCGUGGCCAAAAAAUCACCCAACUUUAAUGGAAUCGGAUUUCGAUUGUACUUCUUCAACAUGGUAGAGUAGCUCCUUUCGAGCUACGUUCAACAUUAUUAUAAAAUACACAUCUAUAUGUAUUUGAUUUCAACUUAAAUAAGGAAAUAGUCUAUAUCCAAAUACAAAUACCAUAAUAGUAAUCCCUUAUAAUCUUAA
Molecule: messenger RNA, 11002 nt
Organism: Drosophila navojoa
Lineage: Eukaryota; Metazoa; Arthropoda; Insecta; Diptera; Drosophilidae
Gene: Cubn2
Product: Cubilin 2
Molecular function (GO): calcium ion binding
Source: RefSeq, a predicted model, not a curated record